Arabidopsis thaliana (thale cress) is the source of this 1696-nucleotide messenger RNA. RefSeq names its product terpenoid synthase 13 (gene TPS13). Bases 32 to 1696 code for a protein of 554 amino acids. The record is from RefSeq and is marked reviewed. Lineage: Eukaryota; Viridiplantae; Streptophyta; Magnoliopsida; Brassicales; Brassicaceae. Gene Ontology annotation, biological process: terpenoid biosynthetic process; diterpenoid biosynthetic process. Gene Ontology annotation, cellular component: cytoplasm. Gene Ontology annotation, molecular function: catalytic activity; lyase activity; terpene synthase activity. The transcript has 7 exons.
UUUCUCUCGCUCUCUAUCUCUCUCAAACACUAUGGAAUCCCAAACAAAGUUCGAUUAUGAAAGUCUUGCGUUCACAAAGUUGUCUCACUCUCAAUGGACUGAUUACUUCCUCUCUGUUCCCAUCGAUGAUUCGGAGUUAGACGCUAUUACAAGAGAGAUUGACAUAAUCAAGCCUGAAGUUAGGAAGCUCCUAUCUUCCAAAGGUGAUGAUGAGACAUCAAAGAGGAAAGUGCUUUUGAUCCAAUCGCUUCUUAGCCUUGGCCUCGCAUUUCAUUUUGAAAAUGAAAUCAAAGAUAUAUUAGAAGAUGCUUUUCGAAGGAUAGAUGAUAUAACUGGUGAUGAAAAUGACUUGUCUACAAUCUCCAUCAUGUUCCGCGUUUUCAGAACAUACGGACACAAUUUACCAUCAAGUGUAUUCAAGAGAUUUACAGGGGAUGAUGGGAAGUUUGAGCGAUCUCUCACGGAAGAUGCUAAAGGAAUACUUAGCUUGUAUGAAGCGGCACACUUGGGAACAACGACAGAUUAUAUAUUGGACGAAGCGUUGGAGUUUACAUCGAGCCACUUGAAGUCUUUAUUGGUAGGCGGGAUGUGCCGGCCUCAUAUCUUAAGGCUUAUAAGAAACACACUUUAUUUACCUCAACGUUGGAACAUGGAAGCAGUAAUUGCAAGGGAAUACAUUUCGUUCUACGAACAAGAAGAAGAUCACGAUAAGAUGCUACUCAGAUUAGCUAAGCUCAAUUUCAAGUUAUUGCAGCUGCAUUACAUCAAAGAACUGAAAACUUUUAUCAAAUGGUGGAUGGAGCUAGGCCUUACAUCUAAGUGGCCAAGUCAAUUUAGAGAGAGGAUCGUGGAGGCUUGGCUAGCUGGAUUGAUGAUGUAUUUCGAACCACAAUUUUCUGGUGGAAGGGUUAUUGCAGCUAAGUUUAACUACCUCCUUACCAUUUUAGAUGACGCUUGCGAUCACUAUUUCUCUAUUCCUGAGCUUACAAGGCUCGUAGAUUGUGUGGAAAGAUGGAAUCAUGAUGGCAUUCACACACUAGAAGAUAUAUCGCGAAUUAUCUUCAAACUUGCGUUGGAUGUUUUCGACGAUAUCGGAAGAGGAGUGAGGUCUAAAGGAUGUUCCUACUACUUGAAGGAGAUGUUAGAAGAGCUCAAGAUACUUGUGAGAGCAAACCUUGAUCUUGUCAAAUGGGCACGAGGAAAUCAGCUGCCUAGCUUCGAAGAACAUGUAGAGGUUGGUGGGAUAGCACUUACCACAUAUGCAACGUUAAUGUACUCUUUUGUUGGAAUGGGAGAGGCUGUCGGGAAGGAAGCUUAUGAGUGGGUAAGAUCGAGACCAAGACUAAUCAAAUCUCUAGCUGCAAAGGGUCGUCUGAUGGACGAUAUAACUGAUUUCGAGAGCGACAUGAGUAAUGGGUUUGCUGCAAAUGCGAUCAACUAUUAUAUGAAGCAAUUCGUAGUUACCAAAGAAGAAGCUAUUCUAGAGUGUCAAAAAAUGGUCGUAGACAUCAAUAAGAUAGUAAAUGAGGAGCUACUAAAAACAACCACCGUGCCACGUCGAGUUCUCAAGCAAGCCCUCAAUUUUGGACGCUUAUUGGAAGUCCUCUACACCAAGUCCGAUGAUAUAUACAAUUGUAGUGAAGGAAAAUUGAAGGAGUAUAUAGUCACCUUACUCAUAGAUCCCAUACAUCUUUGA